Messenger RNA from Hemibagrus wyckioides, 828 nucleotides. Its product is annotated as cytochrome P450 4A12A-like. Gene Ontology annotation, molecular function: oxidoreductase activity, acting on paired donors, with incorporation or reduction of molecular oxygen; iron ion binding; monooxygenase activity. Lineage: Eukaryota; Metazoa; Chordata; Actinopteri; Siluriformes; Bagridae. The record is from RefSeq and is a predicted model, not a curated record.
AAACGGGAAAUUUUCUCUCUGGAGAAAAAUUCUGCUUGUAUUGCUUUAUAUGAGCAGCAGCAGGGCUUGUCAGAUGAAGCCAUCCGAGCAGAGGUGGACACUUUUAUGUUUGAGGGACACGACACUACUGCCAGUGGCAUCUCCUGGAUCUUCUACAGCAUGGCCUGCAAUCCUGAGCACCAGCAGAAGUGCAGAGAGGAGAUUCAGCAAGUGCUAAUGGGAAAGGAUACUGUCGAGUGGGAGGACCUCAGUAAAAUACCAUACACCACAAUGUGCAUUAAGGAAUCUCUGCGCAUGUAUCCUCCUGUUCCGGGAAUGGGACGAAAGUUAUCCCAGCCAAUUAUUUUUGAUGGAAGAACAGUUCCUGCAGGCCAGCUUAUUGGAAUAAGUAUUUAUGGGAUUCAUCACAACCCUACAGUUUGGGAGAAUCCAAAGGUCUUUGAUCCACUAAGAUUUCUGCCAGAAAACACUGCUAAGAGAUCACCCCAUGCCUUUGUGCCUUUCUCAGCUGGACCAAGAAACUGCAUUGGCCAGAACUUUGCAAUGAAUGAGAUGAAAGUGGCCGUGGCUCUGAUGCUGAGGAAGUAUGUUCUCAUCAAAGAUCCAGACCAUACUCCAAAGAUGAUCCCACGACUAGUGCUCAGAUCUCUCAAUGGUAUACACCUCAAGAUCAAAUUAGUUGAAAAUUGAGAAGAUAUACAAGUCUUAAUUGAUAUUUGUGAAUUUAACUUUAUAACUGAAUCUUUAUAUUCUUAAUACUAUGUUUAUAGACAACCAAAAUCUGUAAGUAUUCUGGAAAUCUGGCAAUAUUCAAGACCUACUAAUCGC